Olea europaea var. sylvestris is the source of this 1292-nucleotide messenger RNA. Its product is annotated as probable xyloglucan endotransglucosylase/hydrolase protein 6. Gene Ontology annotation, cellular component: cell wall; apoplast. Gene Ontology annotation, molecular function: xyloglucan:xyloglucosyl transferase activity; hydrolase activity, hydrolyzing O-glycosyl compounds. The transcript has 4 exons. Gene Ontology annotation, biological process: xyloglucan metabolic process; cell wall biogenesis. The record is from RefSeq and is a predicted model, not a curated record. NCBI's taxonomy places the organism in Eukaryota, Viridiplantae, Streptophyta, Magnoliopsida, Lamiales, Oleaceae. The coding region runs from base 171 to 1025 and encodes 284 amino acids.
AGAGAAAUAGCGGGUCCAGUGAGAGUGACGGGUCAAUAUUAGCUGUACGUAAGCCAAUCCUGUGUAGCACUUUUCAUUUGCAUGCAGUUCUCUUCCUCUCUUUAAAUUCUACAAUCGCGUGCGUGUGUUUGUAUGUUAAGCCCACAUUUUCUCUUUUCAACUACAGGAAAAUGGCCACAGUUUUAUGUGUUAUCUUAUAUGUUUUGGCACUUUCGUGUUCUGUUAUUGCACGGCCGGCCACUUUUUUGCAGUAUUUUCGAGUCGCCUGGUCGGAUUCCCACAUUAGGCAGAUGGAGGAAGGAAAAGCCAUUCAGCUUCUUCUUGAUCAAACCUCGGGAUGUGGGUUUGCUUCCAAGUAUAAGUAUCUAUUUGGACGUGUUAGCAUGAAGAUCAAGCUCAUUCAAGGUGACUCUGCAGGAACAGUCACCGCUUUUUAUAUGAAUUCAGACACUGACACAAUACGAGACGAACUAGAUUUCGAAUUCUUGGGCAAUCGGACGGGACAGCCAUACACAGUACAGACUAAUGUAUAUGCUCACGGGAAAGGUGAUAGAGAACAAAGGAUUAACCUUUGGUUUGAUCCUUCUUUAGAAUUCCACACUUAUUCCAUAAUGUGGAACCAUCGUCACGUUGUUUUCUAUGUAGAUGAAGUGCCCAUCAGGGUUUACAAGAACAAUGAAGCCAAAGGAAUUCCAUACCCAAAGUUCCAACCCAUGGGAGUAUAUUCCACUCUAUGGGAAGCUGAUGACUGGGCGACCAGGGGAGGACUCGAGAAAAUAGACUGGAGCAAAGCCCCAUUCUAUGCCUACUACAAGGAUUUUGACAUAGAGGGAUGCCCAGUGCCAGGUCCCACCAACUGUGCUUCAAACACCAAAAACUGGUGGGAGGGUGCAGCAUAUCAAGAUUUGAGCCCAGCCGAAGCCAGACGAUACCGUUGGGUGCGUUCGAACCACAUGAUCUACGAUUAUUGCGCUGACAAAUCUCGGUAUCCAGUUACCCCACCGGAAUGCAUGGCAGGAAUUUAAACCACUCCUUUUCAAACAACUACCCAGGAAACGCUUUAAACCUAUACGUACAGAUUGAUUCCUGGAUAAUUAUAUAAAGUCAAGCCAUCCGGAAGGAGUGUGGAGGGAAUUAAUUGUUUAUGUUUGUAUCGAAAGCGUGCUGUCUAAAGAGUGGGAAAAAAUCAGUCAUUUUCUGUUGGUAUCCGUAUUUGCUGCACACUGUUUGAGCCAAUAAUGUAUUCUCUGCACGGUUGUGAGAACAAUGUUACAUAAAGUUUCAGUGGAAGA